AUGGAGGACUCUAGUUUGUGUCUUGGUGUGUCAUCAGCGGUGCCUGAUGCUGAUGCCCAUCUGAGCAGUGCAGUCUUGAAUGGCCGCUACCCCAUAAGUCAAAAGCUUCACCAGCUAACUGCCCAGCUAGGACACGCCUUUCCUGACCUACACCGCCCACAACAGAUCCCUGAAGAGAAAGCAGCCACGCCUUUAGACGAGAAGACCCAUCACGCAGCCCUGGCUAGUCAACCUAUCAGCAGUCAGAUGGCCUUGCUCGCCAAUCAGCUCAACCGAGACAUUGACGCAGGGGCGCUAAGUGGGCUAAACGGACGAGUUGACCUGCAGCAGUUUCUCAAUGGCCAGAACUUGGGCAUCAUGUCCCAGAUGAAUGAUAUUGAAGAUGACGCCCGCAAGAAUAGGAAGUAUCCCUGUCCAUUAUGUGGCAAGCGCUUCCGUUUCAACAGCAUCUUGUCGCUGCACAUGCGCACACACACAGGAGAGAAGCCCUUCAAGUGCCCCUACUGUGACCACCGAGCUGCUCAAAAGGGCAACUUGAAGAUCCACCUCCGCACCCAUAAACUGGGUAAUCUCGGUAAGGGCCGUGGCCGUGUCCGAGAGGAGAACAGGCUGCUGCAUGAGCUGGAGGAGAGGGCCAUCCUGAGGGACAAGCAGAUGAGAGGGAGCGGCAGUCUCCUCCAGACAGCUCAAACACCCCAUCUGGGUCUCAAUAACAGCUCUAACACCCAGCAGCAGCAGCUAGGCUCAGCUUGUGGCCUCCUUCCUCCCUCUGGCCUCGCCACUCCAGACACAGUUUCCCAGCCUUCUUCUUCACCCAAGCCAGCUGGCACCCAGGAUGAACAGUCCCUGAACCCAACUACAGGCUUCCGCUGUACCUUCUGCAAAGGGAAGUUCAAGAAGCGAGAGGAGCUGGACCGCCACAUUCGCAUUCUCCACAAGCCCUACAAAUGUACUCUGUGUGAGUUUGCUGCCUCCCACGAAGAGGAGCUGAUAAGUCACGUGGAAAAAGCCCACAUCACAGCCGAGACCACGCAGGGCCAGGGUGGCGGUGGUUCUGGCGGCAUGCAGAUGGCCACCGAGUUCCGCUGCGAUGUGUGCGGCCAGGUGUUCAGCCAAGCUUGGUUCCUGAAGGGUCACAUGCGCAAGCACAAGGACUCCUUUGAACACUGUUGCCAAAUCUGUGGCCGUCGUUUCAAGGAACCCUGGUUCCUGAAGAACCAUAUGAAGGUACAUCUCAACAAGCUGGCCAUCAAGAGCAAGCCUCCCCAGCCCAGUGAGCAGGACAUUGCUGCCGUCAAUAGCAUGAGCAAUCUGGCUCAGGAAGCUCAUGCUAACCUUUACUCACGCUACAUCUCCUGUCUUCAGGGAGGCUUCCUUUCUCCAGACAAACAGGGCCUGAGUGAGCAGCACCAGAUGUUGGCUAAAGCGGGGAUAGCCAUGAAGGAAAAAGAGAUGUUAGGGAAGCUGCUGGGGCCAAUGGCAGGAGGUAUGGGCCAUGGGCUGGGUGAAAACGAGAAGCGCUCACUCCUGGGUUGUCUAAACCUUGUGCCACCACUCAAGUCGAGCUGCAUGGAGCGCCUCCAGGCAGCUGCGAAAGUGGCAGAGAUGGAUUCCCUCAGUAGCUAUCAAGCCUGGCAGAUAAUGGCUCGUGGCAUGGCUAUGGACAGGGCCUUCAUGCCUAAGGAGCAGCAGCAGCAGCAGCACCAGCACCACAUACCCCCAGGGCAAGAAGAUGAUAUGGGUGGUGCUGGGGCCUUGGCUACUUUCUCAAAGGAUAAACAAGACUACUCCUUGAUUUCUUCCAAUGAUAGCUCCAAGCAGAAGCAGCUCUCAGAGGCCUUGCAGGGAUCCAAGGCCUCUAGUGGAGCCAUGAUGUCCAUGAAGGAGGAUGGAAGAGGCUUUGACAGUCAUCGUGACUUAAUGUCUCACCAUGGUAGUUCUGAGGCUCCUGGAGCCCUGGCUGGCUUGGGAAGCCCAAACAUUGACUACAGCCUCUCCAGCCUCUCCGGUCUAAAGGAGAAGCCUUCAGAGUGCCCUGACUGUGGCCGUAUCUUCAGAACCUACCAUCAGAUGGUUGUCCACUCCCGUAUCCAUGGCAAAGACAGGAGAGGCAUCGAGGAAGUGCUCCAGCAACAGGGUCUGGAUGAACGUCGUGGGUCAGCCAGUGACCCCGAGUCCCAGUCCAUUAGCCGCUCGACCACUCCUGGUUCAUCCAAUGUGACAGAAGAGAGCGGAGCUGGAGGAGGACACUCCCAGACCGGAAGUGUCCAGGAUGACAGCCCACAUCCCUCCUCACCAUCUUCAGAUGUUGGGGAGGACUUGGGAAAGGCAGCGGGGAGCAUUCAGCCGCCUCUGUCCCAGCAUCGCGAGCGGAGCAUGGGCUCAUCCUCCAAGGAUUGCCCCUACUGUGGCAAGUCCUUCCGCACCUCUCAUCAUCUCAAAGUUCAUCUGCGGAUACAUACAGGAGAGAAACCCUACCGGUGCCCUCAUUGUGACUAUGCCGGCACCCAGUCUGCCAGUUUGAAGUACCACCUGGAGCGCCACCACCGCGAGCGUCAAAAUGGCUCCACCACCUCAGGCCCAUCCUCUGGCCACACCGCUUCCUCUGACCACAAAGAGGAUCAUGGGAAGACAGCCGGUGGCGGCGGUAUCUUUGCCCGACCAGAUGUCCUCCGUAAUGUUUUCAAGGGAAUGCCUCCCAACCUGGACUUCAGGGCAGGUCCACUGCUGCCGCAUCAGUGGGCGUCGGCCGGCAUCAUGUCUCCGCAUGACCGAGAUCGUGAGCGCGGAGACCGCCGUUUUGACUCCGCCUCCUCAGCCGAGAACAUGAAGACAGCCGAUGGCCCUUCCUCCCAUGUCCCAACCGCGACAGAAGGUCCCGCUAGCUUCUCCGACCUAAGCAGGGCUUACCAAAGCAUGAUGGGAAACGGAGUCCACUUUCAAGGUUCUCUUCAGGCCUUCAUGGACAACUUCGUCCUCAGCUCCAUGAAGAAAGACAUGAAGGACAACCAGAGUCCAGUCCAGCUCCAGGCCCAGCUCUACCACGACAACGGUGAGCCCAAAGCCAAGCGGGUCAUCUCGGUUGACCAGGACAGAGAGGAGAAGGCUGAAGCCAAACCCAACUCAGAGCCUGGCAAACCUGGGUCCCAGUACGAACCACUUGACCUGUCUGUGUCGGUCCGGCCUGAGUCUGCAUCCGGAUCUCUUCCCGGCUCCUCCGUCACUAUCCACGAUAACGUGGCGUGGCACGGCUGCCUCUUCUGCUCCUUCUCCACCUCCUCAUUGGAGCUCAUGGCUCUGCACCUCCAGGCCAACCACCUGGGUAAGGCCCAGCUGCAGCGGUCUGAUACAGGCAAGGAGCUGCAUGGAGAGACCUCUCCGACCACCUCCACCAUCCACUCCUCCAACACCAAGACCUCCGGUGUGGCCCUUGACAAAGAUGGAGACAGGGAUGGAGAGAAAGGCCAGGGAGGCUGGAACAACCACAUGGACCAGCCCUACAAUCCCUUCCAGAGUGACUUCUACAGACGGUUUGGUGGCUUGUAUGAUGGAUCACCGAGGGCCAACCAGGGCCUUCAGGGGUAUAUCGCCCCAGCAGAGCAGGGUCUUGACCUACCUAGCCAGGCCUUUGGAGGAGGAGCUUCAGCCGGGGAAGACCAGAUUGGUGAAAGGGGCUCCCGUGGUGAUGCUGAAGAGGACCAGGCAGGAUCAGAUGACGAGGUUGUAAAGGCUGGGGUGCACAGCGCCAAUGAGACCCCCUCAACCACCCCCAAGAGACAGCAGCAACAGAAUCACUCUGACGAAGAGGAAGAGGAGGGAGGAGUGGCUGAAGAGGAGGAGGACAGAGAUGAGGAUGGGCAAAUGGACAUGGAGAGAGAGGAAGACGGAAGUCCAGCUCCAGACCACCUCCAGAACCACCCCAAACACCUCCAAGAUGACUCCUCCUUGCCCCCAAGGAGCAGCGCCGGUUUGGUAGCAUCUUCUUCCACCAUGGCACCACUGUCUCUGGUUCCCCAAGCCCAGAACCAAGCUCUGCCGCUGGAGAAGCAGUGGCAGCAGGGCCUGGGCCUCCUGUCUCCUGGAGGUCCUCCAGGACUGUUGAAGGCCGAGCAGCAGACCCACCUAGAGCAGCAGAUGAACAUGCUGUCUGUCCUCAGAGCCUACAGCAACGACAACAUCCCUGCAUUCAACGGCCUGGGAGGCGGCACAGGAGGAGCACCCACGGGGGGCAUGAAGAGGCCAGAUGCACCUGGUAAUGGAGGCGUGAGACCGUUCAAGUGCAGUUACUGCCCCUACAGUGCCUCCCAGAAGGGCAACCUGAAGACUCACGUGCUGUGCGUGCACCGCAUGCCCUUCGACAACACCCAGUACCCCGACCGUCGCUUCAAACGCUCCCGCCCGGAGUCCGACUUCCUGGACAAAAGCCCCGACGACGCCUUUGGUGGCGUUACAUCUAAUCAACCAAUGACGGAAGCGGAAGGAAGCCACGGGAGUAACGCUGUGCCGUUUGCCAGCGAGGCCGCGUCUUGUCACCAGGAGUGA
Messenger RNA from Seriola dumerili (greater amberjack), 4542 nucleotides. RefSeq names its product zinc finger protein 536 (gene znf536). The record is from RefSeq and is a predicted model, not a curated record. Gene Ontology annotation, biological process: regulation of DNA-templated transcription. Gene Ontology annotation, cellular component: nucleus. The coding region runs from base 1 to 4542 and encodes 1513 amino acids. Gene Ontology annotation, molecular function: RNA polymerase II cis-regulatory region sequence-specific DNA binding; DNA-binding transcription factor activity, RNA polymerase II-specific. Lineage: Eukaryota; Metazoa; Chordata; Actinopteri; Carangiformes; Carangidae. The transcript has 5 exons.